This is a messenger RNA of Gorilla gorilla gorilla (western lowland gorilla), 1614 nucleotides long. RefSeq lists its product as uncharacterized. Lineage: Eukaryota; Metazoa; Chordata; Mammalia; Primates; Hominidae. The transcript is spliced from 4 exons. The record is from RefSeq and is a predicted model, not a curated record. Bases 1 to 540 code for a protein of 179 amino acids.
AUGAACCUUUCCGACAGCCUCGUGUGCUGGGCAUUGGCGGGGAGGCACCUCGGGCGGGAUCAGGGCCUCCGUCUCGCGCACCGCCAGCGUGAACACCUGGUCCACCCUCCGCUGGAUCUUGGCCGUGACCCCCGGGAACGGGCAGGGCCCCUCGCGGGCCCGCGCCAUCAGCACCUGGCGCUCGGCGUCCCGGUCGGCCUGGGUGCCCACCAGCACCAGCAGGACGGCCCCGGGUUCCCACAGCCCGCGCAGGCGCUCGCGCAGCGGCCUCACGGCCGGGAACGAGGCCUGGCUGCACACGCCCGGGAGCACCGCGAAGCCGUCGCCGUGGCGGAUGUCCAGGUCCUGGAGCGUGACCAGGGAGAAGGCCUGGAAAUUAUCACCGGACCAACUCAAAAUUACAGUUUUCCAGAACUUACAUACCUUCUAAGCGGUAUGUCUACGUGUAACUCCUACGAGGGUGGGACUGCACAUGGCUCGCUGCUGCGUCUGCAGUGUCUAGAACAGCACCUACCACAUGCUGAAAAGCUUACGGCAUAACAUGGAACAAUGUAGUGUUAAUGUAAGGAGAGGAAAGACCCAGUAAGUGACAGCCUCCUUCUUCCUGCCCAAGACCCAACCAGUCCAGAGAUAACACGACAAACAGGACUCAAGAACAUGCACACGAAAGCGCCAGCUCUGUCACAGAUCACGUCUGGGCUGGAGCAGGUAACUUUGGUGGCUGCACCAUGGAUCUUCUUAUUCCUACAUCACAGAUUUGGUCUCACUGACCAGACUUAGGCAGCCCCAGUGGGAGUUCCUGUUUCGGGAAGUCAGGGACCGCGAACGGAGGGACUGGCUGGAGCCGCGGCAGAGGAACAUAAAUUGUGAAGAUUUCAUGGACAUUUAUCAGUUCCCAAAUAACACUUUUAUAAUUUCUUAUGCCUGUCUUUACUUUAAUCUCAAUCCUGUUAUCUUCGUAAGCUGAGGAUGUAUGUCACCUCAGUACCACUGUGAUAAUUGUGUUAACUGUACAAGUUGAUUAUAAAAUAUGUGUGUUUGAACAAUAUGAAAUUAGUGCACCUUGAAAAAGAACAUAAUAACAGCGAUUUUUAGGGAACAAGGAAAGACAAACAUAAGGUCUGACUGCCUGCAGGGUCGGGCAAAAAGAGCCAUAUUUUUCUUCUUGCAGAGAGCCUAUAAAUGGACAUGCAAGUAGGGAAGAUAUCACUAAAUUCUUUUCCUAGCAAGGAAUAUUAAUAUUAAUACCCUGGGAAAGGAAUGAGUUCCUGGGGGGAGAUCUAUAAAUGGCCACUCUGGGAAUGUCUGUCUUAUGCAGUUGAGAUAAGGACUGAGAUACACCCUGGUCUCCUGCAGUACCCUCAGGCUUACUAGGGUCAGGAAACUCCACCCUGGUAAAUUUGUGGUCAGACCAGUUCUCUGCUCUUGCACCCUGUUUUCUGUUGUUUAAGAUGUUUAUCAAGACAAUACGUGCACUGCUGAACAUAGACCCUUAUCAGUAGUUCUGCUUUUGCCCUUUGUCCUGUUCCCUCAGAAGCAUGUGAUCUUUGUACGUACUGCCUGUUCUUACACCCCCUCCCCUUUUGAAACCCUUAAUAAAAACUUGCUGGUCUG